AUGGAGACCCGUGGGGCCGGGAUUGCUGCCGGGUUUGGCGGCGGAGAAGGCGGCGGAGGAUGUGGCGGAGGAAGCGGCGGUGGAGGGAGAGAGGGCGAGGAGGAGGAGCAGAGUUCGAUCACGCGAGAGUUUGCGAAGAUCGCGGCGAGAAAACGAGCGGAGCGGUUGAGGAACAAGCGGGGCGACUUGAUAUGCGGAAGGAGUGGAAGUGAGUCGGAAGCCUUAGAACGAGCCUUGGAGACUGCCGAAGCUGCAGCCGUGUCUAACGGGGUGGCUGCUAACGGGGCGGUUACUAACGGGGACGAGCUAGUAGCGGGGAGAAGAGUUGGGGUGAAGGCCAGUUCUUGCCGCAUUCCGGAGUUCAUCCCGUAUCAAGCGGGGGACGAGGCGGCUGUGGAGCUAACCUUUGCUUGCGGGCUGGGCGCAGGGGGGCAGGCGCGCGCGGGGGGGGAAUUAGGCGCGCGGGGGCAGGCGCGUGCGGGGGGAGAGGUGGGUGGAGGCGGGUUGCCCCGGAGCCCUGUGCGCAAGUUUCGUGACGGCGCGGGGGAGAGGGGAGCGGCGGCGCUGCAGGCGCAAGGGAAGGCGGGAGAAGAGGCGCAAGGGGCGCGCGGGGCGCAGGCAGCGGGGGGAGCGCGGGGAGAGGGUGGGGCGCGGGGAGCGGAGGGGCGGUCGGAGGGGCGAGCGGAGGGGCUCGCAAGCCUAACGUUUCAGCAGUGGGACAGAAUCAAGGAGCGGGUUAUGGCGGGAGGGGAGGAGGCGGGGGAGGGGGAAGAUUCGGGGGAAGCGGGGGAGGCGGGGGAAUGUGAGGCAGGGGGGAUGGGGGAGGUUUGGAAUGAGGAGGAGGAUCGGGUGGCGGAUGCCGAAGCUGCAGCCGCGGACCAAGCCGCGGAAAUCGCUGCCAGGGCUGAGCGACAGGCUCGGAUACAGCGGCUUCUGCUGGAGGUGAAUCUUCCGCGCCUGGCGCAGUGGGGGGGGAUGGGGGGAGCGGAACUCAGCAGUGGCGUGGGGAAGGCGCUUGCUAGCAGCGCCCCUGGGGGGUUUUUCAUGGGGGAAAGGGGGACGGGGGGAGGCGGCGGGGGGAAUGGGGGGGGGUAUAGCUCUGGAAGCGGGUCGUCUGGUGUGAGUAGCAGUAGCAGCAUAGAGGGGAGCGGGGACAGUGGGGGGAGGGCAGGCAGUGGGGGAGGCAGUGGGGGGAGCAGUGGGGGAGGCGGGGCAAAGAAGGAGAGCUCAUCGGUGCCUGUCACGCCAGCAGGAGGGCGAAUGGAUGGGGGAUACGUGGGAGGAGGGAUGAUGGUGCAUGGGGGAGGGGGAUAUGGGGGAGGGGCGUAUGGGGGAGGGGGAUAUGGUACAGGGGGAUAUGGGGGAGGUGGGGCAAUGGGGGAGAGCUCAUCUUUGCCUGUCACUCCUGCAGCAGGAGGGCGAAUGGAUGGGGUUUACCCGGGAGGAGGCAUGAUGGUGCAUGGGGGAGGGGGGUAUGGGGGAGGGGCGUAUGGGGGAGGGGGGUAUGGUGCGGGGGGGUUUGGGGGAGGUGCAUAUGGUGGGGGGCAGACAGUUAAUGCACGGGCACAGGCACGGGCACAGGCACAGGCGCAUGGGCAGGGCAAGAAGGGGUUUUUCUCGCUGCUCAAGGUGGGGCGAGGGGGGAAGAAGCUGGCAAAGUCGGAAUCAGCAGACGGCCGCCUGUGA
Closterium sp. Naga37s-1 is the source of this 1686-nucleotide messenger RNA. NCBI's taxonomy places the organism in Eukaryota, Viridiplantae, Streptophyta, Zygnematophyceae, Desmidiales, Closteriaceae. The record is from the annotation of a GenBank genome assembly.